Xenopus tropicalis (tropical clawed frog) is the source of this 1643-nucleotide messenger RNA. Its product is annotated as uromodulin. The record is from RefSeq and is a predicted model, not a curated record. NCBI's taxonomy places the organism in Eukaryota, Metazoa, Chordata, Amphibia, Anura, Pipidae. The transcript has 11 exons. Gene Ontology annotation, cellular component: extracellular region. Bases 38 to 1339 code for a protein of 433 amino acids.
UUGUCACUUUGUUGUACUGGACUCAUUUCACCCAGAGAUGUGGCUGCUGGGCACUGCAGUGUUACUGGCUCUGUUAGUGGCUGCAGGUUCCGAUCCAUCCUGUUAUGGAGGUGUUAAAGGAGAUCCCCCAUUCUGUUCCAAAUGUGAUGGAGUCUGUUCUGUUGGUACUGGGUGCAUGUGCAACAAUUCCUCUAAACUUUGUCUUCCUGAUAUCAAUACCUGUUCCAUGAAUUCUUCAGCCUGCUGUUUACCAGAUCUUUCUUGGUACCCAGAGUUGACCUGUUGCAUAGCGGAUCCUUACUGUUUCCCUUCUUGUUUGCCAGAUGAAGUUUGUGAAUAUGUAAUCCACAGACCCACCUGUAUUGCUAAUAAAACCUUCUACAACUCACAGAACUCUAAACUGACAAAUGUAACCAGAAUAAUUGAGUGCAGAGGCUCCAAUAUGACAGUGUCUGUAAGUAAGAACUUACUGGAAUUUCUAAACUACAAACCAUCAAUGUCAAGCCUGUUGCAACCCAACUGUACCAAAGCUGUUGAGGACAUUGUGCAAGGACAACGUGUUUACUCAUUCACAGUGCCAUGUAGUAAUGGGGAAUGUGGAGACACAAUGGUGAAAAACACAAGUCAUGUGACAUUCUGGAACACACUGCUCAUUCCUGCUUCUACUGAUUUUGGGAUUGUGACUGUGAACAAUUUAAGCCUUGAUUUCUCUUGCACAUAUGCUCUAAACAUGCAAAGUUCCCUGUUAACAGUCUUCAAACCAGUUAUGAGUUCAGCUAGCCUAAACACUGGGAAUUCAGCAAGUGCAGCCAGCACAACCAUAGCAGCAUAUGUUGACCCCUCAUACACUUCGCCUCUGCAGCAAGAUGGCCAGGAGCAGCUUCAAAUGGGCUCUACUUUAUAUUUUGGGGUGUACACCAAUUUCUCUGAUCCGAAUGUUGUUCUACGUGUAGAUACAUGCUUUGCAUCCCCUACACCUGAUAGUACAAGCCCUAUAAAAGUGAUGCUGCUUGAUAAUGGGUGUUCAAGUGACCAGGGGCAGUAUAUCCAGGUAAUUGACAAUGGAAAAUCCAAGGAAGUCAGAUUCAGUUUUGUUUCCUUUGCCAUUCAGGGUUAUGACAGUGUCUACAUCUUCUGUGUUGCACGACUGUGUUUAACUUCAACAGGGACUUGCAGUGGGUGCUUAAAUACCCGUGCCACCACUGAAGGUACAGCACAGCUGGGACUUGGACCUUUCACAUUUAUAGGUGACUUCAGCAGCUCUGCUUCUUGCACAGUUAUGCCUGUUGCUUGGCUGGUGGGAACCAUGUUGACUUUUAUCAUAUUUGAAAUCCAAUAGACCAUCUGAAGAAAAUCCCCUGCAUCUGAAUUUAUUAGAAAGUCACUGGAACGUGCCAGACUCUGUGAUAACUGAUCACAAUAUUAUGAUCGGAAAUCAUUUAAUCCAAAAAACAUUUGACUUUUAAAUAAAUUGUAAAUAUCUGUAAAUAUGAUUCUUUAUUCUGUAUUCUAGAUUUGUUGCAAACAAGCAGAUGAACAAAGCUGCAUCCAUUCUCUUACAUGCAUAUAACUGGUUAUCAAAGUACAGAGAUAGACUGGAAAGGGAAGUUUGAGAAUAAACUUCAUGUUGGGUUGAAAUCUGA